Dryobates pubescens (Downy woodpecker) is the source of this 546-nucleotide messenger RNA. It is a transcript of the gene S100A1, whose product is annotated as S100 calcium binding protein A1. The record is from RefSeq and is a predicted model, not a curated record. Gene Ontology annotation, molecular function: S100 protein binding; calcium ion binding. The transcript has 3 exons. Bases 114 to 398 code for a protein of 94 amino acids. Gene Ontology annotation, cellular component: sarcoplasmic reticulum. Lineage: Eukaryota; Metazoa; Chordata; Aves; Piciformes; Picidae.
UCGGAUCCUCCCGGAGGGAGGGGGCUUGGAGCUUAUUUAACGUCCCCGGCUGGCCCAGCCUGGCACACUCGGAGCAGCAGGCGGGCGGCACAGUGGGGAGCUCAGCCGGAGCCAUGGCAUCGCAGCUGGAAGGGGCCAUGGAGACCCUCAUCAAUGUGUUCCACCACUACUCGGGCAAAGAGGGGGACAAGUACAAGCUGAGCAAGAAGGAGCUGAAGGAGCUGCUGCAGAGCGAGCUGGGCUGCUUCCUGGAGACCCAGAAGGACGCAGGUGCCGUGGAGAAGAUCAUGCAGGACCUGGAUGAGAAUGGCGACGGGGAGGUGGACUUCCAGGAGUACGUGGUCCUGGUGGCUGCCCUCACCGUGGCCUGCAACACCUUCUUCUGGGAGAAUGCCUGACCCAGGCUGGUCCCCACCCCCCAGCAGCCAGCCAUGGCGCCCCCAAAAUGCAGAGCCCCCCUGCCACCCCCUCAGCUCACCCUCUGCUCCCCAGCACGCCCAGGGGUCCCACCGGGAUCCAGCUCCACAAUAAAGGCACUGACCCAGC